UACUGCCGCAUGUGUGGCGGGCCCAUGGAGCUGGCGCUGCCCGAGGGGGACGGCCAGUGGCGCCACGUGUGCCAGCGGUGCAGCUAUGUGGACUACCAGAACCCGCGCCUGGUGGUGGGCUGCAUCGUGCAGCACGAGGGCCGCAUCCUGCUGUGCCGCCGCGGCAUCGAGCCGCAGCGCGGUCUGUGGACCCCCCAUCCCGCGCCCUCGCUUGCGGCCCCCGCAGGAUACCUGGAGUGCGGGGAGUCGAGCGCCGCGGGCGCCGCCCGCGAGACGCUGGAGGAGGCGGGGGCGCGGGUGGACAUCCAGGGCCCCUUCUGCCACUACGACAUACCCGGCAUCAGCCAGAUCUACGUGCUGUUCCGGGGCCGCCUGGCGCCGCCCUUCACCUACGCCGCGCAGCAGCCCGAGUCGCUGGAGGCGGCGCUGUUUGCCCCCGAGGAGAUCCCCUGGGACCAGCUGGCCUUCUCCUCGGUCAGCAUCGCGCUCAGGAGCUACCUUGCCGACCAGGCCAGCGGCCGCUUCGCCGUGCACCACGGCGUCAUCCAGAAGCGCAAGGGCUCGGGCCCCAACGAGCCGGGCAGCUUCCAGCUGGUGGAUCACUUUGCGCUGCCCACGACGGUGCCCAGCCGGCAGCAAGAUUGA
Molecule: messenger RNA, 645 nt
Organism: Chlorella variabilis
Lineage: Eukaryota; Viridiplantae; Chlorophyta; Trebouxiophyceae; Chlorellales; Chlorellaceae
Exons: 4
Molecular function (GO): hydrolase activity
Source: RefSeq, a predicted model, not a curated record